AUGAGGACAAGGGUGCCGAUCCAAAAGCCAGCCGAGAGUGCCACUGCAGGACUAUCACAGUUCGGAAAAGGUUUCGAAACCUCCCAAUUAUUACGGAAGUUCUUCGAAACUCUUUCGGGAUCAUUCCGAAGUAGCCCUUCGGAGUCGAUUUCGAAAGCACGGAGUUUCGUAUCGGACGGUCUUCAAAAGACCAUCGGAAUGCCUUUCGCAACGCAUUGCGAAAUGUACCUGGACCAAGGUCCAGGACGUCGCCCCCUGCGGGCGCAUGUUUCGCAACAUUUCCGAACGAACUUCGGAAAUGUUUCGAAACCGAGCACCCGUAGUGUUGACCAGUAG
Puccinia graminis f. sp. tritici CRL 75-36-700-3 is the source of this 336-nucleotide messenger RNA. RefSeq lists its product as uncharacterized. The record is from RefSeq and is a predicted model, not a curated record. Bases 1 to 336 code for a protein of 111 amino acids. Lineage: Eukaryota; Fungi; Basidiomycota; Pucciniomycetes; Pucciniales; Pucciniaceae. The transcript is spliced from 4 exons.